AUGACAUUGAGUUGUAAUAACGAUGGCUGUAGCUUGACGAUAAGUCCGAGAUGGAUAACAUUGAUCAGUUUGGUGGAUUCUGAAGUUCCCGACGGUAGGACAGAUUACCAGGUCUUCCAACGAAAAGAUCAGUUAACAGGGAUGAAGUUGACGACUGUUGAGGCUUGAGAAGAGAUUGAGGACUUAGUUGAACGGCAGUGCAUACCUCAAGGAAUGGAACGUUGAAGAGAACGGUGGGUGUGAAUCUGCGAGGUAUCAAAAGGUGAACCCUCGAUAUGAAUCGUCCAAACAAAGACAAGCACCCUACCAUCAAUCGAAGACCGGUCUCAAUGUUUAUAAAAAGCCCAGAAUCGUAUUUGGAAUCCGGUUGCGUUCAUCGAUCACAUUCAGAAUGAUUAUCGUGAGUUUCACUACCUUGUCGUAAACCAAGAAGUAGGUAAAAACAAGACAUACCAGGCCAAUUACUGUGCCAUUUCGUGAAGAAGAGUCUUAAUACCUAUUGGAUUCUGAAGCCAAAUAACGAUGGCUGUAGCAAGAAGAUGGCUACGAGAUGGUUAACAUUGAUCAGUUUGGAUUCUGAAGGCCUUAGGAGAGGGUUGAGGGAUGAUGAAGCGGCUUAAAGCAUUGUUCGAACCACGUUCAAGGCCUAUUGGAUUCUGGAGGCUUCAGUUGAUCUUUUAAGGUCCAGUGAUCACUUCGGAAGAACUUUGGGGCCAUUGAAGAUUCAGAAGCCGAAUAACGAUGUCUGUAGCAAGCAGAUGGCUACGAAAUGGAUAACAUUGAUCAGUUCUGUAGCUCCUGAAAGCCCAACUCAGAUUACAUUGGAUUCUGGAGCAUCAGAAGACGAUUGA
Molecule: messenger RNA, 851 nt
Organism: Bursaphelenchus okinawaensis
Lineage: Eukaryota; Metazoa; Nematoda; Chromadorea; Rhabditida; Aphelenchoididae
Source: the annotation of a GenBank genome assembly